AUGCGUCUCCACUCAGCGAUUUCUCUCCGAAACUUAUUCACCAGAAAGUCUCUCCGAAUCUCUCAGAGUUUUAGCAUUACAUCUUCUCCGGUACCCAUAAACUCGCUUGGCGAUGUCUCCGGUCAUCUCCGACCUCCAUCAUCGUCUCCCUAUUUGAACUCGAGUCUCUCACAAGCACCGUACCAAUCACUGAUAUUCCGGAUCCUAAACGCUUCAUCUCAAAGGAGAUACGGCACCGACUCUAGCGGCGCGCCAGAUGUGAACAAGGUAGUAGACGAGAUCAAUCUCAAAUUCGCUGAAGCGCGUGAGGAGAUCGAAAUGGCGAUGGAUGCGAAAGAGACUGUUUACUUCAACGAGGAAGCUGAGUGCGCGAGAAACGCCGUUUCGGAGGUUUUGGAGUUGUUCGAUGGUUUGCUCGAGAAAGUAACAGAGAAAGAGAAAGCUUCUUUGCAACGAUCCAUGGGGCUUAAGAUUGAACAGCUAAAAGCUGAACUUGAGCAGCUAAACGAAUGA
Messenger RNA from Arabis nemorensis, 513 nucleotides. NCBI's taxonomy places the organism in Eukaryota, Viridiplantae, Streptophyta, Magnoliopsida, Brassicales, Brassicaceae. The record is from the annotation of a GenBank genome assembly.